AAAAAUAUUUUUUAUGCGUAUAAAUAAAACAUUUUCCUGAUAUUUAACUUCAAUACACCUUCAAUCGUAUAACAGAAUACACAAGAGACACACAAAUCACUAUUGUUACAUAAUGAAAUGUAUUUGAAUAAUAAUUCAUUAUCGUGCCUCAGUCAGCCUUCAUUUUCAAAAAAGAAAGAAGGAAAAAAACGAAAAAAAAGAAAAAAGAAAGAAAAAUGAAAACAGAAAGAAAGAAAGAAAGAAAGAAAAAGUAUAUCUUGAAAUUAAACGACCAAUAUUUUAAAAAUUACUUUUAUAAUAAAAAAAUAAAUACUAGAACCAAAAAUUACCGAUGAAAACCGAAGAACAAACGAAUAAACAAUAAUGAUUAAUAAAAAAGAAAGAAGAAAAAGACAUAAGACAAGAUAAUAAUUGUAAUAAAUAAUAAUAAUAUAAAUAAUGAUAAUAAUAACUAAUAAUAAUAGAAAAUAAUAACAAUAAUAAUAAUAAAAAUGAGAGUAAUAAACAAUAACAGCCAAAAAAUAAAAUAAAAAAAUAAAAUAACAAUAAAUAAUAACAAAAUAACAAUAACGAAUAAUUACUAAAAUAAUAAUAAAACAACAAUAAUGUAAAAGAAAAAAAAGGAGAAAAACACGAAACAAUCCAUCAUUCCCGAACGGACCGCAGACGGAGGCGGUUGCAGGUCUUUCUCUCUUCCUAAAUCUGUGCUUUUUUCGCCUUUUCCCCCCUCUUUUCGUCGAAUUUUUGAUGUUCUGCGUGGGAGAGAGAGACAGUGGAAGGAAAAAAAAAAAAGGUCUCGUGUAAAUCGUGCAAAUACAUCGAAAGGAGAUCGUAGAGGCAGAUGCAAGCAAAAAGAGGAUAAAAACCAUGGAAACGUUCAAUACUUCAGGGAAAAAAUUAGGACCAUCCAGCGACUCAAAACCCGGGAUUUCGACCCACAAGAACGAUGCGUGCGAGAAUGCUGACGGUGUGGUGAAGGAAUCGCGAAAAUCGCCGUCUGCACCAUUCAACUGUCCCGGUUGCUUUGGAUCGUUCAAACUAAGGGAACAUUUUAAUUCUCACCUGACAGCCCACUCUGCACAAAGAUCCUUUCGGUGUGCAAUAUGCAGUGCAAGGUUCUCUAGAAAGGACUCUCUCCGCAGACACCUUAACAACAUCCACAUAAAACACAGUCAGUAUGUGAAGUCUACCAACGUGGCUGACCAACCUCUUCCCUUCCAGAACAACAAAUCACACUACGGUCCUGAUGAGGGGGUGGAAAAGACUCAGAACAAGGACCCUGAUCUUACUGAGGACCCGAAGAAAAGGUUCUCUUGGAAGUCUUCCUUAACCAGACACAAUAAAAUUCAUAUUGAUCCUGCUAAGGAUGUCGAGAAGCCUCAGAAAUCGAUAAGAAAGAUAAGUGUGGAUAAUAACAAAUAUGUAGAUCCUGCCGAGGAUGUGGAAGAGCCUCAGAAAAAGGGGACUGAUCCUAAUGGGGAGUUAAAGAUGUCCAUAAACUCGCCACCUCAGAGAAGGCCUUUUGAAUGUAAGAUUUGCUCUAGCAGUUUCAUAAAGAAACAGCAUCUCAAGAGCCAUUUAGCAGUUCACUCUAAUGUAAAGCUCUUUGAGUGUCCACAGUGUACUAAAAGGUUCUCCUUUCGUUAUUCGUUAAACAGACAUAGCAAAAUCCAUGCCAAGGAUACCAACAAGCCCCAGAAAUCGCAAUGUACUCAGAGGCCAGAGGAUCCUAUCAAGAAGGUAAAGAAAGUGAAAUUCGCUGAUGUGAACAUGCCGUUUUAUCACUUAUCCCAACUCCUGCCAGGACAAGUUGGUACUUUCGCCAAACAACUGAUGGUAUAUGUGGACAAUGGCGACUAUGCAGAGGCUGCUAAGGAAGGGAAAGAACCCCAGAACAAGGGCACCGAUCUAAAGGUGGAGGUUAAAGCCAUGGCUUCAUCGUAUCAGACAAGGCUCUUUGAAUGUCAGAUUUGUACUAACAGAUUCAAAACAAGGUACCAUCUCAUGGAACACAUGUCUGUACAUUCUAACGAAAAGCCCUUUGAGUGUCCACAAUGCAAUAACAGGUUCUCUAGGAAAUCGUACUUAAACAGACAUAUGAAAGUCCAUGUCGAUCCUGCUAAGAAUGCCAAGAAGCCCCAGAAACCACGGUUUGCUGAGACAAAGUCAGCUGAAAAGUUCAGUCAAGCAGGGGAUCCUACUGAAGCAACAAAGGAACCCCUGAAAUCACCUGCUGAAGAAGUAAAGGAGUCACAGGCUGUUGGUAUCACCGGCGACGAGUUUACGAUCGUCGAGGCAGAUGUAAGUAAAAAUAGGAUGAAAAACAUGGAGACAUGCAGCACUGUAGGGAAAAACGUAGGACCAUCUAGCGACUCAAAACCCAGGAUUUCGACCCACAAGAACGACGCGUGCGAGAAUGCAGACGGUGUGGGGAAGAAAUCGACUGCGAAAACUGUGCGUGCUGAUGUUGUUGACAAAGACUUUAAGAUAAGUGUAGAUAAUAGCAAAUAUAUAGAUCCUGCUGAGGAUGUGGAAGGGCCUCAGAAAAAUGGGACUAAUCCUAAUGGAGUGUUAAAAAUAUCCAUAAACUCGCCAUCUCAGAGAAGGCCUUUUGAAUGUCAGAUUUGCUCUAGCAGUUUCAUAAAGAAACAGAAUCUCAAGAGCCAUUUAGCAGUUCAUAAUGUAAAGCUCUUUGAGUGUCCACAGUGCACUAAAAGGUUCUCCUUUCGUUAUUUGUUAAACAGACAUAGCAAAAUCCAUGCCAAGGAUACCAACAAGUCCCAGAAAUCGCAAUGUACUCAGAGGCCAGAGGAUCCUAUCAAGAAGGUGAAGACAGUGAAAUUCGCUGAAGAUGUGAACAUGCCGUCUUAUCACUUAUCCCAACUCCUGCUUGGACAAGUUGGUACUUUCGCCAAACAACUGAGGGUAUAUGUGGACAAUGGCGACUAUGCAGAGGCUGCUAAGGAAGGGAAAGAACCCCAGAACAAGGGCACCGAUCUAAAGGUGGAGGUUAAAGCCAUGGCUUCAUCGUUUCAGACAAGGCCCUUUGAAUGUCAUAUUUGUACUUACAGAUUCAAAACAAGGCACCAUCUCAUGUACCACAUGUCUGUACAUUCUAACGAAAAGCCCUUUGAGUGUCCACAAUGCAAUAACAGGUUCUCUAGGAAAUCUACCUUAAACAGACAUAUGAAAAUUCACGUCGAUUCUGCUAAGAAUGCCAAGAAGCCCCAGAAAUCACGGUUUACUGAAGCAACGAUCGCUGAAGAUGUGAACAGGCCGACAUAUUACUUACCACAACUCCUACCACGACGUUUGGUUAUUCCUAGAGGAUCAUUUAGUAUGUAUUUGGACGAUAGCUACUAUGCAGAUACUGCUAAGGACGUGAAAGAACCCCAGAACAAGGACACCGAUUUAAAAGAAGAGGUUAAACCCUAGAGGAGGAAACCGACAUAUAACCCACGUCGAUCCUGAUCAGAAUGCCAAGAAGCCCCAGAAACCACGGUUUGCUGAGACAAAGUCAGCUGAAAAGUUCAGUCAAGCAGGGGAUCCUACUGAAGCAACGAAAGGACCCCUGAAAUCACCUCCUGAAGAUGUUAAGGAGUCGUGUAAUUCACGUGUGGAUGAGGACAGCGAUCCUGGUGGAGAGGGGAAGGAACCCUACUGUUGUCAUAUAUGCUCGGCACGUUUCGGUAGGAAUUCCUCCCUCGUCAGACACAGAGAUGCAUUCGAACUGCGAAUUGUGUGAAAAAAAAAAAUUACUAGCAAAUUUGUUCUGGCUAUCCACCUCGUUUUUUUUUUUUUUUUUUUUUUUUUUUUUUUUUAAUAACAGAAGAAAGGAAAAGGAUUUUAUUAUUAUUAUUAUUAUUUCUUUCGCAUUAUCAUUCUAUCCUUUAAUUUUGUUUACAUUUGUACUAAAAGUCUUAAAACUACACCUAAAAUAGUAGAAGAUUUUGCUUCUGUAUAAGAUUAACUAGUUUUGAGUUCGUGGGUGUUAAAAAGACAAUUACGUUUGUUGAUUUAAGCAAAGGAAUGUAUAACAAAAAAGAGGAAUAAAUAGUAACUACAAGAAUUGCGAGUAUUUUUUGCGACUAAAUCAUCAUUAUUAUUAUUAUUAUUUUUAAUAUUGUUAU
Messenger RNA from Penaeus monodon (black tiger shrimp), 4130 nucleotides. RefSeq names its product zinc finger protein Xfin-like. The coding region runs from base 868 to 3435 and encodes 855 amino acids. NCBI's taxonomy places the organism in Eukaryota, Metazoa, Arthropoda, Malacostraca, Decapoda, Penaeidae. The transcript is spliced from 4 exons. Gene Ontology annotation, biological process: regulation of DNA-templated transcription. Gene Ontology annotation, molecular function: RNA polymerase II cis-regulatory region sequence-specific DNA binding; DNA-binding transcription factor activity, RNA polymerase II-specific. The record is from RefSeq and is a predicted model, not a curated record.